This is a messenger RNA of Micromonas commoda, 2399 nucleotides long. RefSeq lists its product with no specific name. The transcript is spliced from 3 exons. The coding region runs from base 1 to 2292 and encodes 763 amino acids. NCBI's taxonomy places the organism in Eukaryota, Viridiplantae, Chlorophyta, Mamiellophyceae, Mamiellales, Mamiellaceae. The record is from RefSeq and is a predicted model, not a curated record.
AUGGGAAUCCCAGCCAAUUUCGGGAUAUUAUUUACGAUAUUUCCACGUGCGAGAUACGGCCAGGGCGAUUCAUUGGGCGCGAGAAUCAAGAAUCGGAGGUCUGAGAAGCCCACCAUCCACGUCGAUCCGCCGCGCCAAUCGCCGCCGGAGACACAACACACGCGCGCCGACCGAGCGCGAGAGUCCGACGAAGCUCUGACGGAGCGGAGGAACGAGGUCACCACCGACUCCGAACCGUUCAUCCAGAAGACGAUGACUUCCGCGGAGGCUGCGGCGGAGGCGCCCCGCGUCUCCGACCGCGCCCAAACCGCCGGGAUCGAAAAGAGCAAGGACGCGCCCGAAUUCGCGGACGCGGACCGGGACGCCCGGACGACGCCGACGUCCGCCCACGCGACCGGCGUCAAGGCACGGGAGGGCCAGGUCGAGUCGAGCGACUCCGACAGCAACCAGGACGGCGAACGUAACGGCGUGAAGCACGGGGAUGAGGGGCGCAGGCACGGCGAGGGCGCGAAGAAGCGCGAUAAAGGCCACGAGAGCGACGGAAGCGGCGCGUCCGGCUCGUUACACCCCUCCGACAUGCGCCGCGAGGGAUCCUCCGACGACGAGGACCCGCCGUGCCCCGACGAGGGCGAGGUCAAGCUGUCGCUCGAGCCCGACGAUCUCGCCGGCGCCAAGCCGAGUCUCCGGCUGGAUCGCGACGAGCUCGCCGUGAUCGCCAACACCAAGGAAUGGAGCGAGGAGGCCAAGGCUUGCCUGGAGGAGUACCGGAAGAAAGUCGAUUCGGGCUUUAACCCCUUCGACGACGCCUUCCCGCUGUGGCGCAAGGAGCAGUUCAUGGCUGCGACCACCUCGCCCGACCCGACCAGGAAGGAGACGUACGCGGCCAUCAACGCGGCCAUCAUGGAGGAGGCCAGGAAGGAACGCGAGCGCCAGACCAAGGCGAAUGGGGCUUCCGACGUGAACGAUGCCGACGCGAACGCCAACGUCGCGGUCGUCACCAAGCCGGACGCGGACGAGGACGAGGCGUGCACGCUCGAGGAGAAGCUCCCGGGGCGACUCACCGGAGCGCACAAGGGACCGGACGCGGCGCCCGUCGUCGCCCCCGCGAGCGACGAUCCCUUCCUCGCGGCGGCGGCGAGCGCGGCGGCGGCGCACAAGGGUAAGCGUAACUCGAGAUCCCUGAUGUUGGGCAGGAGGUGGUACGAUUCCAGCCUCUACCCGACCCCAGGCGGGGCGGCCAAGCCGGCUGAUUCCAACAAGACGGAUACGACGGCGGCGAACGAGCCGGCGCCAAUCGCCGACGACGGAUCCAAACCGCCGAAGAACAACGGCGACGGUUCGCAGUUCAGGCGACCUCCCAAGCUCAUACUGUUCCCCGACGGGUCCAUGCGAGAGGUUGGCGAGGACGGCGCGGCGCAGCAGCCCGCCGCCGCCGCCGCCGAGGAUGACGGCCUCACCCGGAUCAACAGCGGCCCGCGCGCGACGCCCAGGGACAGCGCCAACUCGGAGAACAUGCAGUACACGCUGCCCGCGUCGCACAGGGGCGGCCCAAACCAGGUUCGCAUAGCGCCACAACCCGCCGCGCUGACGCAGCACCAGCAGCAACACCACCAGCAGCAACACCACCAGCAGCAGAUGAUGAACUGGUACCAGCGACAACCCGCUCAACAGUACCAGCCACCGGUCCAGUACGGCUGGCCCGCGGGUGCCCCGCACCCGUAUCCGCCUGCUCAGAACCCGCAGCAGGUGCAGCACGCGUGGCAGAGCUAUCAGUCGAUGGCGUCGCAGCACGCCAUGAUGAGCUGGAUGAACGCCAUGUGGAUGAACGCCAUGGCAGCCACGAACGCCCAGCAGGCGCAGGCUGAGGGUGAGCAGCCGGGUUCGAAGAAGGGAAAGGCUGUGACGUUUGCCAAGCCGUCCGGCUCCGACGGGUCCGACGGCGGCUCGGGGGGUUCCGGCGGCUCGGGAGGCUCGGGCGGCUCCGGGCCAUCGGGCGGCUCCGGGGGAUCUGGCGGGACGCGCGGGUCGGGGUCAUCGGGCAAGGAUUCCACGCAUAAGCUCGACGGCGCGGGUGACAAGGCUGACUUUCGCCUGCCCAGCGUCAGCUCUGACGACACGCGCGUCGGAUCCGCGGGGGGCAAGGCGGUGCCCACGAAGGGACCGCGCAGCAAGAGGCCCAACCCGAACGAUAAGAAGGCAGGCGGCGGGAGCCCGGUGAAGAGGAGGAGGACGGGAAAGGUGAUGUCCGACGCGGCCGACUGCCUGCAGCUCCUGAGCGAGGGUGCCAGGUGAGAGCCACCUGUAUUUCUGUAUACUACGCAACGCACAUCUUAUUAGGGACGACGAUCGGGGAGAUUCGCUUUCAACCAUUGUAACAGCAGCAUCGGCAUCACGCCCCC